This is a messenger RNA of Vigna umbellata (rice bean), 1097 nucleotides long. The record is from RefSeq and is a predicted model, not a curated record. NCBI's taxonomy places the organism in Eukaryota, Viridiplantae, Streptophyta, Magnoliopsida, Fabales, Fabaceae.
CACUAAGCAGUUUUAAACUGGACAAACCAAAAGAAAAGAAAGCAUUAGCUUUGUUGUGUAUUAAAUAACAAUGUGAAAAAUGACAUCAUGUCUCUAUACCUUGAUAUGUGCGUAAAGUUAUCAUGGUAGGAAAAUUCAACAAGAAAAGGUACAUCCCAAGAUUUAUUUAUUUUUGUCGUUGAGAAUUCAUUUAUUUCAUAUAAUUGUGGUCCAAAAUUGUGGAAUGAGAUAAGCAAUCGAUGUUGAUGCCAUUAUUUCUGUAUUAGGCUUCAAGGCUACUUUUUUUCUCAUAUAAAAACAUUUUUGAUUGAUCAAACUACCCUGUAAGUUGAUAUUUUCCUCAUUUCAGCUGAACUGUGGUUACUAAUAUUAGUGUGGUGAUACCAUAAAAAUGCAUUCUGAACAUUCCAACAUAAGGAGUUUAGUUAACUUCAUUAAAGAAGCUGAACAAAUCUCCAUGGAGAAGCUUAUUAGGCCUUGCGACAAAGAAUACAUGCGGAUGACAAUGCUAAAACACCAAGACACUUUCAACGAACAGGUGUAUGAACUUCACCGUUUGUAUGGGAUUCAGAAGAUAUUGAUGAAAAAUACGGAAGCCAACAGAGGCAUUGAAGUAAACCAACGAGGAUGGAACUUAACAAAUGUGAUUAGUCUAACUAAACAUGAUUGCCAUAAAGGUGCACUGAAAAAUCCUAAAUUGAAAUUUGAUCUUGAAAUACCAGCCACCGAGGACACUGCACAAUCUGACAGCAACGGAGUUCUAGAGAUUAUAAACGAGACCGAGAUUGAGCUGACACUAGGCCCUUCAUGUUACAAUCGUAAGAAAGUAGAGACACCUCUAACUUCAGGUUCAGCACAUAGCUUGUCUUCUUCUUCUACUGGAUCCAGCCUUAUAAGCAAGACAAGAUUGAAGACACGUCAUAGCAGUCAUUCAACUAUAGAAGAAUUGAAGUGGAGGUAUAAUUGGUCUUGCCCAGGUGCCACAUUCAACCAGAGGGUGUCAAAGUGGAAUUAGAAACAGUUAUGAUAUUGAAGAACGAUUAAAAGAAGAGAAAUCGAAGCAGCCACCUUGGUUUUUAUGAGUGUUGAGCAUGAAC